UACUCAGACGACGACAACUCCAAAGUUCAUUGGACUAAAAAGCUGCUUCAUUUAUCACUUCCUCUAAGUUGUCAGCGACUGAAUGAUUUAAUUUGAGUUUGUAACAUAUGCUGGUGAUCGACGACGAUGAUGCUUUAGUUCCUAGACUGGAUAUUCAAAUCCAGAUUGGCUGAAGGCGAAAUGGAUGUAUAUUCCCACUUUAAAUUUUGAGAUGGAAAGUAUCAUUAAUUCACUGAUCAGUGGAAGAUCUCAACAGAAAUGAUGUACGAGGGAAAUGCUGGCAUGCAGCUUUGCAACAAGGAAUUCACCAAAGUCUAUAUUAAAGAAGAAUGUGGCUUUGAUCUUGAUGAAAAGAGUAGUUUGAAAAUAAAAGAGCAGAGGCAGUUUGGUGUGAGUGAUGAAAAUACAAUUUGUAUUAAGGAGGAGUAUGAUGUGGAUAUUAAAGAUGAAUACCAGUAUUUUGAGGAAAUUGAGAGCCAGGACAAUAUGAGAGGAACUUGUACGGAGAGUGAUGAUGACGAUUGUUUGCGCAAUGGGAAGGAAGGUGUGGAUGCAGAUCCUCUAUCCACUUUUGUUUGUGUUGUUUGUGGGAUGCCAUUCUCCACAAAGUGUGAUCUGGAAAUCCACCAGCAAAUCCAUGUGGGAGGGAAGAGCUUGAGUUGCAAAGUGUGCAGAGCAUCCUUUAUGGAAGAGAGCCAGUUCCUGUUGCAUGUGAAAGGGCACUCUUCCGGCAGUUCUUUGAGAUGUGCAAUUUGCAGCAAAACUUUCCCAAAGAAGUGUAAACUGCUGAUACACAUGAGAGUCCACACUGGGGACAAGCCUUAUAGCUGCGAGGUCUGCUGCAAAAAGUUCUCCCAAAAGGGUACGCUGGGAACGCACAUGAGAAUACAUGCAGGGCAGAAACCAUUCAGCUGUGACAUCUGCAACAAAAAGUUUUCUCAGAAGGGUCAUCAAGUGAGGCACAUGAGAGUACAUACCGAUGAAAAGCCUUAUAGUUGUGAGAUAUGCAGUAAAAAUUUCUCUCAGAAAGACAGCCUGGUAACCCACAUGAGAGUUCAUACAGGUGAGAAGCCCUAUAUUUGUAAACUUUGUCACAAAGAUUUCUUUUGGAAAAAUGGUCUUGUGAGACAUAUGAGACAACACACAGGUGAUAGUUAGUAGUCCAUGUCCAUAUCAGUAAUUGUUAACUUAUUUGCAAUUAUAUAUCUAUUUAUAUUUUAUUCUGUCUCAUGUGAGAAACUGAUAUCAUAAAAUAGUGUAAAUACCUUUACAAACAAUUCUUUGUAAGUUGUUUACAAGAGUAAAUGUCUGAUUUAUUGGUCUCCUACUUUAUUUUG
This is a messenger RNA of Penaeus indicus, 1337 nucleotides long. Its product is annotated as zinc finger protein 674-like. Gene Ontology annotation, molecular function: DNA-binding transcription repressor activity, RNA polymerase II-specific; RNA polymerase II cis-regulatory region sequence-specific DNA binding. Gene Ontology annotation, cellular component: nucleoplasm. The coding region runs from base 259 to 1158 and encodes 299 amino acids. The record is from RefSeq and is a predicted model, not a curated record. Gene Ontology annotation, biological process: regulation of transcription by RNA polymerase II. Lineage: Eukaryota; Metazoa; Arthropoda; Malacostraca; Decapoda; Penaeidae. The transcript is spliced from 3 exons.